GCUUUCUAUUUUUUUUUCUCAACUUUUUGAACCCCUUGUCUCUUUUUUUCUUUGUUUCUUUUUCUUUUUAAUUGUUGAAAACCAUAUCCAUGCAACGCCCUGCUCUUCUGGUCUCAAAACAGUGGGCAGCAGGUCGCUCUUCAUUGUUAGGCUACAUUCAAAACAGGAAAUACGUAGGCCUCGCGUACAGUCAACCUUCAUCGACUAUCCAGACCGUUGAUCGUUCUUUAAAGUCCUUUGAACAUACUUCUACUGGAACAACAACUCCAAGCACUAUCUCAACUGUUGGUCAAGAUGCUUCGACUGAAGAUUAUUCAGAACCUGCUUUUGAAAUUGUAUCCUCAGGAGUAGGAUCGGCUUUACUUAUCAAGAUGCCUCCCGAAACUGAAAUUACUGCUUCUACUGGAUCUGCUUUGGGUUCGUCUGGUCGAGUAACUUCGAAGCUUACUUUAGAUGGCAAUGCUGUAAAGGCUACUGGACGCAAAUUGAUAGGUGAUCCUCUCUUUUACCAAAAGUUUUAUACCAAGCAGCAACCUGGCGAUAUCUUGCUGGCGCCUAAUCGUAUGGGUGAAAUCACUACUAUUCAGUUACGUGGUUCAACGAAAUAUGUUCUUCGACGUGAUGCUUUUCUUGCCAAAACAGAAAAGGUGACUUUAGAUGUUGGUAUGGAUGGCGUGAAAGGAAAACAUACUGGUUUAGCUAAUAAAUUGGUACAUACUGUGACUGGUCCUGGUACAAUUGCUAUCUCUCAUUACGGCGGUUUAUAUAGACUUUCCUUAGCAGCUGGUGAAGAAUAUCUUGUCAACCCUAGAAAUUUGAUAUUCUGGGACAAGAGGACAGCUCCUACUCGACUUCAUCCCUCGGAUCCUAUUGUACCUUCACCUCGCUCACCUUGGAGACGAUAUGCAGUUGUCAGAAAUAUUGCCGAAAGUCCAUCUUUUCAACCAAAGCUUCAAUAUAUGAAUAGUGUGGUCAAAACUCUUCGUAACUUCAUACUUGGGGCUCCCGACUUUGUCAAGCUGAAAGGUCCUGGUGAUUUCUAUGUUGCUUCUAGAGUGGAACCUCGAUUUGAAAGAUCAAGAUUAUUGAAUGCCAUUGCAGCUAUCAAUGAUUCUUCAUCACAAUUAUUCGAACAAUCAACUAUUUUCCCUGAUCCGGCACCUGGACAAGAAGCAACCUCAAGUCAUCUAGCCGCUGCUUCUGCUCUUCUCAACUUUGGCAAAAAGAAACAUCAUCCUGGAUAUGCUGAAAAAUCAACCAAUGGCAAACCAUCAUUUUAUGCUGAAGUUGGACCCAAUGGAAAAGUGACCUUCAUCUCCACCAAAGAAUAAGUACCAUCCUUUCUUUCAUCUUCUCAUUAUUUAUCAACCUUCCCUAUCAACUUAGAACUAAAAUUUGACCUUUUUAGUUUAGUAACACUUUUUGUUCUGUUUUUG
Molecule: messenger RNA, 1436 nt
Organism: Halteromyces radiatus
Lineage: Eukaryota; Fungi; Mucoromycota; Mucoromycetes; Mucorales; Cunninghamellaceae
Product: mitochondrial biogenesis AIM24-domain-containing protein
Exons: 9
Coding region: 90-1331 (413 amino acids)
Biological process (GO): inner mitochondrial membrane organization
Cellular component (GO): mitochondrial inner membrane
Source: RefSeq, a predicted model, not a curated record